Molecule: messenger RNA, 951 nt
Organism: Humulus lupulus (European hop)
Lineage: Eukaryota; Viridiplantae; Streptophyta; Magnoliopsida; Rosales; Cannabaceae
Exons: 1
Coding region: 1-951 (316 amino acids)
Source: RefSeq, a predicted model, not a curated record
AUGAAGGCCAAUCUCAGUAAGUCUCAAGUAUUUUUUGGUGGUAUUUUAGCUCAAGACAAGGUUCAAUUACAGCAACUUUUACAACUUGAAGAGGGCACCUUCCUUCUCAAAUAUCUUGGGAUUCCUAUGAGACCUACAAAGUGGAAGGAGGCAGACUGUGGAGAAAUUCUUAAAAAAAUUAAGCUUAGGCUUCAUACUUGGACCAGUAGACAUUUAUCAUAUGCAGGUAGGAUUCAGCUCAUAUCCUCUGUUCUUUUGGGGCUGCAAAAUUAUUGGAUGAAUAUUUUCUUAUUGCCUCAAAGUAUAAUCAAAGAAGUAGACAAACUUUGUAUGUGGUUUCUUUGGGGUAAUAAUGGUACCAGAAGUAAUUUUCAUCUCACUUCCUGGUCUACUGUUUGUUUGCCUAAAUCUUUUGGAGGAUUGGGUUUUGGUGAAGGUACUAAGUGGAACAAGGCAAUGCUAGGUAAAUACAUCUGGGCUAUUAGUCAUCAGCAGGAGUCUUUGUGGGUGAAAUGGAUACACUAUGUGUAUUUAAAGGGACAAAACUUCUGGCUCUACCAACUUAAGGCAGAUACCAGUUGGUACUGGCGAAAAAUCUGUCAUUUGCGUGGUAUUUUUACUCAAUUGGAUAUUGACAAAGCAGGCAGUCAAGGGAGGUUUAAAAUUGGGUUGUUAUAUGCAAGUUUUCUACACCAAGUCCCUGUCAAAUACCAGCAUUUUUUGUGGAGUAGAAUGAGUGUGCCCAAACAUCGGUUUAUCACUUGGCAAGCUGUUAAUACUAAGUUGUUAACUCGGGAUCAUUUACAUCGAGUGUUUAUGCUUCUUGAAACUACCCUUUGCCCGGUCUGUGAACAAGUUGAUGAGAGCCAUGAUCAUUUGUUUUUUGACUACUGUUUCUCCCAGCAGGUAGUUCUUCAUAUUCAAGAUUGGAUAGGCUGUAAUGGCCUCUAA